Messenger RNA from Bipolaris victoriae FI3, 1134 nucleotides. RefSeq lists its product as hypothetical. The transcript is spliced from 5 exons. Lineage: Eukaryota; Fungi; Ascomycota; Dothideomycetes; Pleosporales; Pleosporaceae. Gene Ontology annotation, molecular function: oxidoreductase activity, acting on paired donors, with incorporation or reduction of molecular oxygen; monooxygenase activity; iron ion binding. Bases 1 to 1134 code for a protein of 377 amino acids. The record is from RefSeq and is a predicted model, not a curated record.
AUGAAUUCACUGUGGCUUUAUCUUUUGAUUUUGGUUUGCCUGAGCGUGGUAUGGCUCCUUCGCAUUGCUGUUAAGCUGCUUCGUUCUCCUCUGAGACGACUGCUCAGGGAAGCAUACUUUGGGACUUAUCCCAAAACAAUCAUCAAGCUCCAUCGGAAAUAUGGACCAGUCGUACGCAUAGCACCGAAUGAGUAUAGCAUUGAUGAUCCAAUCGCGGCAAAGGCAAUAUAUGGUAGCGGGCACGGGUUUAUCAAGUCUCCAUGGUAUUACCCCAGCGGCAAUCCCCUGAGUCUGCUUCCAAAUCUCUUCGCUGAGCAAGACCUUCAUAUACAUGCUCAAGAAAGACGAAAAGUCGCAGCUGUUUAUUCAAUGACCAAUUUGUUACAGCUGGAGCAAUUUGUUGAUGAAUGCACAUCUAUCUUGAAGAAGAGGCUGAACGAAUUUGCUAGUUCUGGCACGUCAAUAGACAUCUCUCACUGGUUGCAAUGUUAUGCCUUUGAUGUAAUAGACAAGAUGACGUUUGGGCGGCGAUUUGGCUUCCUGGACUCUGGUGAAGACAUCCAAGGAAUCAUGUCAUCUCUUAGCGAGUACUUGGUCUAUUGUGCAAACGUUGGGAUAUUUCCAGAGUGGCACAAGACCUUGUUCCUCUGGCAGAUGCAGUCGAAAACAGCUUCUGGCUCGCUACAUGUGGAAGAGUUUGCCAGAACUCAGCUUGAAGAAAAAUAUAAGAAGGCCCAGGCUGGCAGCCAAAACAGUAACGGUAUCAACACGUCAGAGGACUUUAUCACAACACUUUUGCGCAUACAAGCUCAGAAUUCAACCAAGAUUACUAACGAGGAUAUUAGUUCAGUUUGCAACAUGAACAUUGGAGCAGGCUCUGACACUACCUCGAUUAGUUUGGCUUCAAUCAUCUUCAACCUGCUUAAAUACCCAAGAUUUCUCCAGAAACUGCGCACUGUGAUUGCAGAAAGCGAGGAGCGGGGUGAGAUAUCAGAUCCUAUCAAAUUCUCCGAGGCAGAUAAACUACCUUAUCUGCAAGCAGUCUUGAAAGAGGGGCUGCGAAUGCAUCCUGCGACGGGACUGAGUCUUGGCCGAGUUGUCCCAUCUCAGGGUACUGAUCUGGCAGGUCAAUAA